This is a messenger RNA of Talaromyces rugulosus, 1494 nucleotides long. RefSeq lists its product as uncharacterized. Gene Ontology annotation, molecular function: metal ion binding; alcohol dehydrogenase (NAD+) activity. The coding region runs from base 1 to 1494 and encodes 497 amino acids. The record is from RefSeq and is a predicted model, not a curated record. Gene Ontology annotation, cellular component: mitochondrion. The transcript has 3 exons. NCBI's taxonomy places the organism in Eukaryota, Fungi, Ascomycota, Eurotiomycetes, Eurotiales, Trichocomaceae.
AUGGUUGCCCCGGCUAUCAGGGUAGCUCCCUCGGCUGCCAAUAGAGCCCUUGGGCUUCUUCGCACAGUGCAAUUCACGCACCCUCCAAAUUGCCCCUGCCACGGCAAUCCAGACCAUCAUCACCAUGGCCAGCGCCACCAGAUCAACCUGGCCAACAAUGUGCGCCGGCAUAUGGCCACGCCCACCGACCCUUCUCGCCAGAAGGAGUAUGCCUUUGAGAUGGCUGCUUCCAGUAUCCGGUUUGGGCCCGGGGCCACCAAGGAGGUCGGCAUGGACUUUAAGAACCUAGGCGCGAAGAAGGUCUGCGUCGUGACAGACUCGACUGUAUCCAAAUUGGAUGCCAUGAAGCAGGUUGUUGAGGGCUUGUCGCGAGAGGGUGUCGAGUUUACCAUCUUUGACAAGGUCCGCGUUGAGCCAAAGGAUAGCUCGAUCAAGGAAGCAAUUGCUUUCGCCAAGCCAUACCAGCCUGAUGCUUUCCUUGCUGUCGGCGGUGGCUCGGUCAUUGAUACCGCCAAGCUGAUGAACCUAUACACUGUCUUUGCCGACGCGGAUUUCCUCGACUUCGUCAACGCGCCUCUCGGCAAGGGACUGCCCAUCACCAAGCCCCUGAAGCCGUUGAUCGCCGUGCCCACGACGGCCGGAACUGGGUCUGAGACGACAGGCACCGCCAUCUUCGACCUGGUAUCCCAAAAGGCCAAGACGGGCGUUGCACACCGCGCUCUCAAGCCCACACUCGGAAUCUGUGAUCCGCUCAACACGCGCACCAUGCCCAGCGCCGUGCACUCAUCGUCCGGCCUGGACGUGCUCUGCCACUCGCUCGAGUCGUGGACUGCAAUCCCUUACUACGAGCGCACCCCGCGGCCUACCAACCCUAUCAACCGCCCAGCCUACCAGGGUGCCAACCCCAUCUCCGACAUCUUUUCCCUCAACGCCCUCCGCAGCACGGUCAAAUACCUGCCGCGCGCCGUCCGCGAUCCCGACGACUUUGAAGCCCAGUCGCAGAUGCUCCUAGCCGCCACUUUGGCCGGCGUCGGCUUCGGCAACGCCGGCGUGCAUCUCUGCCAUGGCAUGAGCUAUCCUGUCUCCGGUCAGAACCCCGGAUACAAACACGCCGGCUACGAGGUCGACCACCCAAUCAUCCCUCACGGUGUCUCCGUGGCCGUCACUGCGCCGGCGGUCUUCCGUUUCACGGCGGCAUCUAACCCGGACCGUCACUUGCAAGCCGCCGAGGCCUUUGGCGUGGAUAUCUCCAACGUCAAGCGCGAGAGUGCCGGUGAGGUGCUCGGCGAGGCGAUCAGCGAGUUCCUGAUCAAGCUGGGUGACCAGCCGCGCGGCCUUAAGCAUUUGGGCUUCAAGUCCUCGGAUAUCGAGGGACUGGUUGAGGGCACAAUCCCACAAAAGCGUGUGCUCAUGCUGGCGCCGACUUUGAGUGAGGAGUUGAAUGCGGAGAAGGACGAAUUGAGGAAGUUGUUUGAGAAUUCGUUGGAGUACUAA